GUUAAGUUUAUUUGUUGCUCCAGUAUCAGGGGAGGUACUUCUGGUAAAAGGUUGGCACUCUUCCCGAUAACCACUCCUUCUGCUCAUCCAAACAAUAACUGCGCAACAGCCGGAAAAUCAAAGCAGACUGACUGUGUCCGGGGGAUUUUUCCUCUACUUCAUCAGACACUAACAAUCUAAAGAAGCAGGCAGGAUGGCUGUGUCCAUGACGAAGGCGGACGGGGUCGCCGUGUUCACUGUGACCUCUGACCCCCAGAGCGUUUGUCCUCCAAUGUGCCAAAUCCUUAAAGCCCUUUGCUACAACCCUGUGUGCUGCUCUGUGUCUCAGCAGCUGGGGAGGGUCCAGAGAUCUUCCCAGUCAAUACUGGGGGCUCUGCACAUCAUGGUUGGGUUGCUCAACAUCGGCCUCGGAGUGAUCCUCCUGUGCAGUCACAGCGGCUCCUGGUACCAGAUGGAUGAAACCGUGUUUCCUCUUUGGCUUGGAGCUAUAUUUGUGUUGUUUGGCAUCAUUGGCAUUGUGUCUGAGAAAUGCCCCAGCCCGUGCUUGGUCAUCAUCAAUGCGAUCCUGAAUCUAGCGGGAAUUGGUUUUGCCAUCGCUGCCAUCGUACUCUACAGCAUCAAUAUAGCAAACGUGGGCCUGUGGUGGAUGUGCCACAGGGACGAAUAUGAUUACUAUUCGUACAGCAGAUCCACUACAACUCCAUCUCCUGGAGAGGAGGUCAUGAAGGAGCGCUGCUUGGAGGCCAAAGAAAACAUUUUGAUGCUCUUGAGAAGCAUGAACGCUGUGCUGAUUGUCCUGUCGGCCCUGGAGCUCUGCCUCGUCAUCAGCUCCGCCGUCAUGAGCAUCAAGGCUCUGAGGAGCCGCGGGAAAGAAGGAAACAAGAUUGGUGAGCCGGAGCUCUAUAAACCACUGCUGGAGGAAGUCACCAGUAACCCUGUUGCCUAAACCAAAAUCUCUGCUUUGUGCUUUCAGUCAGCAGGUACAAUAAUCCUGCUCAUUUAUACCACUGACUCUCUGUAACCUCCAUGAUACAAACUUCUGGGUCUUUUCUUACAAGAGUUGCUUAAAAAUACUUGCACUUAAAUUUUAGAGUACUUUUGUUAAUAUUCUACACUAUUUUAUGCUGCUGUCCUUUUUUUAGUUAUUUUUUCUUAAACUGUUUUCAUUAAUUAUUUCUAUCGAUUAUUGUGCCUUAUAGUCAAUAGGUUUGUCGGUUAAAGGGAGGUUCAUAUGUGAGUGUGAUGGACACACAUCGAUGGACUGGUGAGAGUUUUUGUUGCUAUUUUACAAUAGUAAGCCAUGUCAGAACUGACUAUUACAUAUAUUUUGUUUUUUUGUGUUUCUUCUCUAUGCUGUAUAUUAAAUCUUUAAGUGAAAUGAGAAAUUGAGAAAUUAAAUCAGUUUAAUAACUAGUUUUGCUCUUCGUGUGCAAAAUAGGAACAGUUUGUAUAAAAGGAGUUUCUGGCCAAUUAAAGUUAAAUAAAAUAAAGUCUGCUCAGCACUGUCGA
Molecule: messenger RNA, 1509 nt
Organism: Plectropomus leopardus (leopard coralgrouper)
Lineage: Eukaryota; Metazoa; Chordata; Actinopteri; Perciformes; Serranidae
Product: membrane-spanning 4-domains subfamily A member 15-like
Cellular component (GO): membrane
Source: RefSeq, a predicted model, not a curated record